GUUUAGACCUGUGAUGUGCACAGAAGGAAGAGACCUCAGCAAGUUAGGCUACUGUUGCAUCAUUUGAGCCCUCCUCCAUAUUUGUGCUGGCCCUUACGACUGCUGUUCUUGUGCUGACAGAAUAUUUGGAACGAUGGGAGUCACUAGUCUGUGGCAGAUCCUGGAACCAGUGAAACAACAUGUCCCCCUUAGCCACCUUAAAGGCAAGACACUGGCUGUUGAUUUAAGUCUCUGGGUGUGUGAAGCACAGAGCGUUAAAAAGAUGGCCGGAGUAGUCACAAAGCCACACCUCAGGAAUCUUUUUUUCCGAGUCUCUUCUUUAACGCUAAUGGGGAUCCGUCUGGUAUUUGUGAUGGAGGGAGAUGCUCCAAAGCUGAAAGCAGAUACAAUGAGUAAACGGUCAGAGAUUCGUUUUGGGCACUCCUUCAGACCUGGGGCUGCAAGAACAGGGAGAUCUCAUUUCAGCUCAUUCUUGAAAGAGUGCCUGGAAAUGCUGGAGUGCUUAGGAAUCCCUUGGGUCCAAGCAGCUGGUGAAGCAGAAGCCAUGUGUGCCUAUUUGAAUGCAAGUGGCUAUGUGGACGGCUGCAUCACAAAUGAUGGAGAUGCCUUUCUUUACGGUGCUCAAACAGUCUACCGGAAUUUUACCAUGAACAUAAAGGAUCCACAUGUUGACUGCUAUUCAAUAUCCUCUAUUGAGGAGACGCUAGGCUGCAACAGAGAGUGUCUGAUUGGAUUAGCAAUUCUGCUUGGCUGUGAUUAUCUUCGUAAGGGAGUUCCUGGAGUUGGAAAAGAACAGGCUUUAAAACUAAUUCAAACGUUGAGAGGUCAGAGUUUGCUGCAGAGAUUUGAGCAGUGGAAAGACCCCUUUCAAUAUGGUGAUAUCCCUGCUAAACCACUUAAGAAGGUGGUUCACUGCACCGUAUGCUGUCAUCCAGGCUCUUUUAAAGAUCACAAGUGUGUUGGGUGUCAGCUUUGUGAAAGUGUGGAGUUCUGCAAACCCCAUGAGGCGACGUAUCUCUGUCCUUGUGACUGGCAUUUGUCACAGAGAGAUCGACAAGUGAGGAUAGUGGAGGACAGCAUUAGAAAAAAGGCUAAAGCAUGUGAAGGCUUUCCAUUUCCUGAGGUUAUCCAAGAGUAUCUUGUCAGCAAAGACAAGCUGAUGAAGCCAUAUAAGUGCCAAAGGCCAAAUUUGUUGUCCUUUCAGAGGUUUGCGUCUGAGAAAAUGGACUGGCCCAAGCACUACGCAUGCGAGAAACUGUGUGCUCUUCUGACAUACUAUGACAUGAACAGAAGGAAGGCUGGCCACGCUGAUCCAUGGCAGCUGCAGGCACUUCGGAUAGUCAAGACACGAACAAAAAACAAGAUUCCUUGUUUUGAAAUUGAGUGGCAAAAGCCAGAGCAUUUUGCUACAGCAGAUGAUCAGUCUGUGGAGCCUUUUCUGAUAACAACAGAAGAGUCAUCGUUAUUUCAUGCUGCUUACCCAGAAAUCGUUGCCCAGUAUCUAGUGGAGAAAUCGGAAAUUUGCAAAGAAAAAAAGAAAGGCAAAAAGGCAAAGCUUAAAAAGAAAGAAGACUUAGCAGGUGGCAGUGAAGUUGCAGAUCUUCUCUCUCGGCUGAACUUGCAGUCAUCAUGUGAGAUCUUUCCAGAUCAUAAUCCCAAGUAUGAUUUCAACUCUGAUUGUCAAGCAUUGCCAAACCCUGACUCUAAAUCUCAGUUACCAUUUGUAUCCGUAAGUUUUUCUGCCGAAAUCUUACCAAGUCAGAAUUCACCUCCCUUGCUGGUAACUCCUUCACAAAAUGCAUGGAAUGAAUGCAACUCUAAUAGCUGUCUGAGCUCACAAAGAGAAAUCAUUGACUCCUCCAUGGACUCUUGUGCUUCCUUUGCCAUUGCUGAUCUACAGUUGAGUAAUGUUGACUGGAAAGGCACAUCCUUUAGCAUUUCUCCAGACAAAAUUAAUUAUUCUCGUCGUUCAGAAUCUGAGUGGCUUGCAUGUACUAAUUCUACAGGACAACGUGGUCCACUGCAUUGCAAAACAGCAGACAUUAUCCCACUGUUUUCUAAUUCUGUACAACGUAAUCAAGAUCCACCCAGCAGUGUGGACUGCUCGGUUUCAGGCAGCAAGCUUCCUGAAGGACAAAAUUGUUUAUCAUCAAAAGAGCAAGUAAUUCUAAAGCUUUCUGCUUUGGAAAGUUUUUCCAGGGAUCCCAAAGUAUCUCUGCUCAGCCCUUUGCAAAUGACAGAACAAACAAAAGGAACUUCUAGCCCUGAGGGUGAAUUUUCAAAUGUUUUAGCUCAGCAAAAUGACAGCCUUCAAAGAACUGAAAUUGUGCUGCCUAAAAAAUAUCCAAGGAAAUUCAGCUUAGAAAACAAUACAGAGCUGCCCAAGCAACCUGGAUAUGCAUCAAAAAAACCCAACGGUUCAAGCACUUCCAGAUCUGUGGGUCCAUGCAUUGAAACCAUAGAACCAAGUUACUCUGGAAAUCAGCCAGUGGUGUCAACAAAGGAUCUUGAUAACUGCCAGAGAAGAGAAUUCUUUGCACAAAUGAGUGUGAAAAACUCACUUAAGAGUGUGUGUCAAAGUGGGUAUUAUUCCAGUGAAGACAGUGAUGGAGGAAAUGUGCAAGAUGGGAGGAAGACUCCUAGAAAGCCCCGGGGGCAAAAGAAGUGUAGCCUGGUUCAACUGAAGGAUAAGUGCCCUGUGAAAAGAAGUGACAGUAAAUCAGAGCUUGGAAUUAAGCAAAAGGAGAAUGUCUCUGGCACAGAUUUGUUAGUGGAAGAGCAUCUAAAACCUGCCUCUGUUGUGCAUGUUCCCAGUUCUCCAAGCCCUAUCAAUGCAUCUUGUCCUCAUCUCCAAGACAAUGGAAAUGUGGCUGUGUGGGUUGACAGCCCUCUGCCGCUGGCCGAAAGGUUGAAACUAAGGCUGUAGAGCCAUUAAAAUUUCUCUUCCUUUCAUUAUGUCAGAGGUUUCUUUAAUCACAGUCUCUUUCCAAUUCAUAGGUGAAAGCUCUGAGGAGAGCUUAAGAAAAGAGGGAGAGCUUGAAGCUUGAGAUGGAAAUGUUGUCUAACUCUUUUAAACUGACCUUACAGUGGUUCCGUGUAAUCCUUGCCACAGGCAGGCUGUGAACUGUGUAGACCAUGUGUUCCCAAGAAAAAACAACCACACCACAGUGCCAUGAGGCCAAUCCAUUAAGAAACACGCCUUUUUUUUCUUCUAAUCAGUGAACAUCUCACUACCAAGAACACUGCUUGUAUACAGCUGGAUGACAGCCGUGUGAUGGUGAUAUCUGAUGUGUAUACACUUAACAAGUUUGUUCGAGGCAAUGCUUUUGUGCUGUCUGACUUCUUCAUGGGGACAAGCCAAGGAACAAUAUGUUGUUGAAGGCUUUCACGGCUAGAGUCCAUUGGUUGUUAUAGAUUUUCCGGGCUGUGUGGCUGUGGGUUUGGCACUGUGGUUUUGACGUCUCACAGUGCCAAGACCACAGCCACAUGGCCUGGAAAAUCUGCAACAACCAAAAGCCAAGGAAUGCUUCCAGGGGUGUGAUUUAAUUCCUAAUUCAAUUGUAUCAAGAGUCCCUUUUCUCUGGAAGAACUAUCCAGUGCCAUGCUCCAUAGCAGGGCAUGGGCCACCUAAUUGGCUUUAUCGUUACAAAAUUUUUCCAUGCACCAAAUUCAGCUCAAGCCAGUCACAUAUCACCUUUUCAGAAUAUCUUGUCGUUCAGCUGGGUAUACUGCUGGCCUGUCAUGGGGAGGUGGGGAAUGUGAACACUAAAAAUGUGACCACUGAGUUCUAGGGAAAUUAAGUAAAUCAGAUUAGUGGUAAAUGCUGAUUAUUAUUAUUAUUAUUUUGCUGUAUCACCUUUCAUUUUGAAUAAGUGAGUUGCCGCCCCAAAGUAUUUGAUUUAGAUAUCAAAACAGGAUAUUUAGGUAUAUUUCACUUCCAGGCAGAGGAGAUAAUUUCAAAACCUAAGUUCAGUGAGUGUGGAAUCAUGUAAUAAUAUCCAACUCCCCAGUAAUUACAUGCAAACAUAGAUUUCAUAUUGGAAUUGUACACUUAGACUUCAAUUUGUUAUUUUUGUUGCAUUUCUAGUGGUGUUGGACUGUGGCCUUAACACAGUACCUUUAUAAAACAGUAUGUAACUCUGAACCUGUUUUAAAUGUUGUCUUCAUUUGGAUGCAGUUUAGCUAAGACAGGGCUUCAGAUAUCAGUAGCUUAAAUGAAGCCCAAAGAACCUUAUGCGUAGCAUACUGUUUCUCCCACUGCUGGAUAGUGCAUGGCUUUUAACAGAAUUGUGUUAUUUUCACUGGUCUUAAUAAAAGUUUUGUUUUUGGUAUUUGCCAGCACAGCUA
Molecule: messenger RNA, 4347 nt
Organism: Heteronotia binoei (common prickly gecko)
Lineage: Eukaryota; Metazoa; Chordata; Lepidosauria; Squamata; Gekkonidae
Gene: GEN1
Product: GEN1 Holliday junction 5' flap endonuclease
Exons: 14
Coding region: 134-2926 (930 amino acids)
Molecular function (GO): four-way junction DNA binding; 5'-flap endonuclease activity
Source: RefSeq, a predicted model, not a curated record